GCAAGAUGACCUGACAGGUGAAAGAUCGGAAAGGUUAUAAUAACAACGAACAGCUGAGCCUGAGUGAAGUUAGGCCCAUGACAUAAUUUUGCAGAAGAAGUUAGUCAGGGUGCAGAUUUCAUGGAACAGACCAACAAAGAAUAAAGAAUAAUAAAUAUCUAGGUUGGUUAGAAUUAUGUUUUGGACUGUAAUUGCUGGUGGCAGUAGCAUCAUUUUUCUGUGGCAGUUUAUCAAGCCACAACCAAAACCAAUAGAUGGUGUUUACAGACAACCAGGGAAAUGGUAUCAUGUGAAGAAGUUUAUAUUUAUGCUCCUUUUGAAACGAAAUCGAUGGAAGAACAAGAAAAAGAAAGCAGUUGAUGGUAAUAGUUACAGUAGUCGUGGUUACGGAAUGGGAAUAAAUGAUAUCCAUGUGUUAGAAAAAGUCCAGGAAUUAGAAAAAGAUCCAUAUGCAAUAGAUGCUGUUUACUACGGUGGUUUCAGCAAAGAAGGAACAAGAUUAGCAUUACGUAUAGGUAGGAGGCACAAUCGUCAAUCAGAAGUUUGGUUAGUUCUGGAGAUUCCUGGGAUAGGUCGGCUACAGCAUCCAUUACAUCCUGACACCCUGGUCAGUAAUGUCAGUAACAAUGAAUAUACCGCUGGUGGAGUCAAGAUAGAAAUGGUUGAACCAAUGAAGAAAUGGAAAAUAUCUUAUAAUGGCCAGCUUAGGUUUGAAGGUACAGAAAGAUUAGUUCAUGUACAGAUGUCAUUAAUAUGGCAAACAGUGUCUGAUCCAUUCAGUUUUGAUACAGAUAUGAACCAAUCAGCCUUAGCUGAUGCUGUUUCCAGGGAACUAUGGACCAAACAGUUUUGGGAUGCAUUAAGAAGUAAACAUCAGACACAUUAUGAACUGUGGGGAGAGUUGCGUGGUAAAGUGAAGGUUGAUGGAUUUGAUGAGAAAUUUGUCACAUUAACAACAAUCAGGGAUCAUUCAUUUGGUGUAAGAGAUUGGAGAACAUUUUACAGAUAUGCCAUCCAUUUCAUAUAUCUUGAGAACGGCACAAUGAUACAGGUUGGAGUUGUCAGUCAACCAGCAGCUUUGUCGCAUGUAAAGAUAGGCUAUUUAGUCCAUUCGAAUGGUGCUUUUCAUUCAGUGUCUGACAUUGACCUUAAGCUAUGGGAGGUAGCUCCUCCAGAGGGACCAAAAAAUAAUUUUACUUUCAACUUUUAUGCAAAUGGAAAGAAAUACACUACAGAAGUAUUUGGAGAAUGGACACCUAUAUGGUAUCACCAUGAAGACAGAGGAAGUAAAGUUUAUGAGAAGUUUUGUAGAUAUAAGAUUAAUGGAAUAAAUGGAUAUGGUUUAGUUGAAUUUCAUUAUAGAAAUCCAGAUGGAACUCCAUACUUACCAAUAGAAUCUGUGCCAAUGUUAGAUGAGCCUGCUGAAGAUAUGGUCAGAAAUGAGAUUAUGGACUUGACCUUGACCUUUCAAGAGAAAGGCUGUUGUAGUAGUCAACUAGUUGGUGGAAAAGGAGCACAGCUUGGUCUUCUUACUUCUAUACAGAACCAGGUGAAUGUAAUAGUACCAAAAGGAUUUUGUGUUUCACUGGCAGCAUUUAAUAGACAGCUUCAGAUUAACCAAGAUAUAAGCCAAUCAGUAGACAAAAUCAUUGCUAUAUUAAGGGAUGGUUGCCAUGACAACUUAAAGAGUGCAUGUUCAGAUACAGUCGAAAUGAUAGCAACAAAAGCAAUAUGUUCUGAUGUUGCCACUGCAAUUACACAAAUGUUGAAAACAGUUUUUGUGGAUGCUGAUAAAACCUAUGUUGCCAUCAGAUCCUCUGCUUCAGGUGAGGAUGGAACAGAGGCUUCAUCUGCAGGUCAAAUGGAAACUUAUCUAGGUGUCAGAGGAGAGAAAGAGGUAAUUGAUGCAGUGAGAAAGUGCUGGGCUUCAGGGUUUACUUAUCAAGCAGUUCAGUAUAGAAGAAUGAAUGGACAACACAUCAAAGUGUGUGUAGGUGUUGUUAUACAAGAAAUGGUCCAAUCAGAAGUGUCUGGUGUUUUGUUCACAAACAAUCCUGUAACAGGCUCAGCCAAUCAGAUUACUUUGAAUGCAUCAUAUGGAUUAGGAGAGACUGUUGUAUCAGGAAAGACAACUCCUGACAGUAUUUUUGUAAAUAGAUCCUGGGACAAUCAGUUGAGCAUAGCCGAGAAAUCAUUGGGAGAAAAGCAAGUAGCUAUGUCUAUCAAAGAUGGUGGAGGAGUGACAGAAGAUAAGAUUGAUAAAAAGAAUACAUAUUGUAUGACAGAUGAACAAAUAUAUCAACUGUGUCAUAAAGCUAUACAGAUUGAGAAUUAUUUUGGUAGUCCUAGAGAUAUAGAAUGGGCGAUGUUUGGUGGAGAUUUCUAUUUGCUGCAGGCAAGACCCAUUACUGCCAUGGAUCACGAGACACACGAAGAUAUGUUGCAUGAGUUUGAUGAUCCCUUGGUUACUUGUAGGGAAUUUUUGACAACUGGAAAUAUCGGAGAGAUGAUGCCAGGGGCAGUUACUCCACUCACUAACUCAUUAUUUAAACCAGCUAUUAACAUUGCAUUAUUGAGGUAUGCUGAGAUAAUGGCUGAGGGUCCACACCUAAAUCAUCCUGACAACAUUGUACUGUCAUGUUGUGGAACCAUGUUUAUCAAUAUGACUAUGGUGGAUACAAUGGCCACUAACAACAUUAUUGGUAAGAAGGAUGCAGCCGAGUUAAAUCUUAUUGGUCAGUCAGUGGAUGACCUUUCAUAUCAGGAUGUGGUAGACUAUAGUGGUGGUGUUCCCUCAUUUUGGAGGAGACUGAGGACAUUUUUAUCUUCAUUCUCAAAAUAUAAGGAGAGGACAGAUGUAUGUGAAUCCUGGUAUGAAAAGGUUAAGACAUAUAAGAUAGGUGAAGGUCAGACUUCAUGUGCUGGAUUCUAUACAGACUUGAACAGUAGGAUCAAAGAUUAUUAUGAGAUAUGGGAGACAUCUAUGAUUAAAAGUGGUCAGUCAGGAACCUGGGCUGCUGUUGUAGUAGGAAUAUUACUACAAGGCAAAACAGAAUACACAACAGAGGUGUGUGCUGAUGUGGCAUUAUUAUUGUCUAAGUGUGAUGAAGUAUACAGUGCAGAAGUUCCUAUUGCUAUACAGAAUUUAGCAAAAGAAAUAGAUAAUGCAGGAUGUAAUGAAAAGUUCCUGUCAAGUAACUCGGAGGAAUGUGUUGACUUGAUAAAAAGUGGUGAUUACCCAAGUGUAAAAUCAUCAUUUGAUACCUUUAUGGAACAUCAUGGCCACAGAUAUGUUAAAGAGGCAAAGUUUUAUGAAAGGUCAUGGCGAUCACAACCAGAAAAGCUUGUAAAGUCGCUAAAGGUUGUAUUGAAGAACAAACUGUACAGCCAGAAACCAAGAAAGUCAUUAAGCUGUGAUGAAGCUAUAGCACAAAUCAAAACCCCAUUACCUUGGAUGGCUAAAAAAAUACUCAGAUCAUUUUUACCAAAAGCAAGAAAAGCUGUUGGUCAAAGAGAAUGGGGCAAGUCUUUAAGUAUUAAAGUUGCAGAUAAGUUUAAAGAAGCUUAUUGGACAUUAGCUGAGAUGAUGGUCAAAGAAGGCAGACUUCCAGAGAGGGAAUUAUUGUUCUUUAUGACUCAUACAGAAAUAGGAAAACUAAUAGAAACCAGAUCUCCUAAACUCAUUUCUAAAUCUGUAAGAAGAAAAAAAUUGUUUCCCACACAGAUGGAGCUCAAAUUUCACAAAAUGAAUGUAGGCAAACCUGUUCCUAUGCAAAAUGAAGAUCUAUCUGCUCAAAGAACAGCAACAUUUUCCCUGAAAGGCAUGCCUGUAUGUCAUGGUGUUAUUACUGGUGUGUGUAGAGUUGUGAAAAGUCUUCCAGAAGCUGAUGACAUCCAGGCUGGUGAUAUACUGAUAGUGUUGUAUACAGAUAUUGGUUGGUCCCCAUAUUUUCCAUUGAUCUCAGGACUGGUCACAGAAAUUGGUGGACUUGUGUCACAUGGAGCAGUUGUAGCCAGAGAAUUUGGUUUACCGUGCAUAGUUAAUGUACCUAAUGCAACUAAUAUGUUUCAGUCAGGAGAUCAUGUUCGUUUGGAUGGACAAGCUGGAUCAAUUGAAAGACUUGACAACUGAACACAUAUGAUUUUAUAGAUGCCCUAACAGACUGCACACAAUUAAACUACUGCAUUUUAAAUUUUGUUGGUGAAUUAUAUAGUGAAAAAUUACAAGUGAAAAAUAGAUAUGGCUGUGCACUGUAAAUGUAUGCAUUAAUUUUGUACAAAUAUUUAUUCAAGAGUUCAGUAAGCAUCUGAAACUUUUUGUAAAUCCUUAUAUUUUUAAUUAGAAAUCCAACUGUUAUUAUCUUCCUUGAAAACUGUUAGAGAUAAGCUUAUAACAGUAGAUAUAAAUGGACAUUUUAAUAGCAAGUACUAGUCAAUUUGUAUUUUGCAAAAUUAAUUUUAAAAGUGCCAUAUAAUUGAUAUGUAUACCCACCAAAGAAGGUAUUAUUAUUUUGUUAUUUAUCAAUGAUAAUUUUUUAAAUAUUAAAUAUUUUUUGGUACAUUUAUAUUUUAUACAAAACCAAUUUUUAAAUGAAAAGUAGUUCAGUAAAUGUCACCAGUGAACAACUUUAAAGGAUAACAUUUUUCAAUAUAUACUUUUUAAGACAGAAAUUAAUAUGUUCAUUAAACCAUCUCAAGUUAAUGUUAAGUGUUUUUUUGAAAGAAAACAUAGAAUCAAACAGGCAAAAUAAUUGCCAUUACAGGCAAUUCAUGAUUCUGAAUUUUAAACCAUUCAUAAAGAUCCUCAUUGAGUUCUGAUUGGAUGUCAUGAAGGUCAGCAAUGACACCAUUUAGGUUCUCAUUGACCCCUAUUUGAAAUCACAUGUUCAUCUUCUUGUGAGAAGUAACUGGAUGAGUCAGAUAUUAAACAAGAAAGCAAAUAAUCAAUAGAGGUUAGUUUUAUAAGUUCUACAUUUUGUUUUUGAUUGGUUAUUAAAUAAGGAAAUAGGAGAUUCCCUAUUGAUUGGUUAGAUAUUUAUGAAUUUCACUAAAACUUAAAUCCAAAUCUUUUCAAGCUUGGGAAAAUGAUGAUUUUAAAAAGACACAUUUUUAUGCCCCCGGCGUAGUGGAGGGGGCAUUAAGUUUUACCCUUGUCCGUCUGUAAGUCCUUCCGUCUGUACAUCCCAAAAUUGGUUUCCGUUCUCUAACUUUAGUUUGCCUCUACCAAAUGUUAUGAAACUUAUACACAAUGCUUAUUACCACAAAACACAGAUCAAGUUUAAGUUUUUGGUGGCGUCACUUUUACCAUUCUAGAGUUAUGUUUUCGUUUCUGUUUGCAUCAACCAAAUGUUAUGAAACUUACACACAAUGCUUAUUACCACAAAACUGGGAUCAAAUUCGAAUUUUGGUACCGUUACUUUUACCUUCUUGAGUUAUGUCCCUUGAUAAUGUUGUAUGCAAGCAGGGGCAUCAUCUGUAUCCCAUGGACACAUUCCCCAUUUACUUAUUGUAUGUGAUUCAGUGGCAAUAAUGCCAUGUAUGUUCCUGUUAAGCCUUUUCCAAAAAAAAAAUAUAAAUGAAUAAAUAGAAAAUAAAACUUUUCUCUCUUAUCUGAGACACUUGUUGUUCAAUGUUUUAAAUUUACCUUUUUAUCAAGCAGCACAUGCUUCUCAUUUAUAAAUGCUGUAAAAAAUCUAUAUAUCAUUGUAAACAAAACUUAAGUAUAGUGUGUCGUUUACUGUAAUAAUUAGAUUCUAGAUGUAUAGGUUUUACUUUACUCAAAAUAUAAAAUGUAGGUUGUAUUUUAAAAUAGUUUUACUUAUAUACAUGACUACUAACUUGUGAUAUACACUGUCUUAUUUUUACUGAUUUAUUUGAUAAAGCCAGUUUUAUUAAAAAAGCUAAUUAAUUUAA
Molecule: messenger RNA, 5913 nt
Organism: Mytilus californianus (California mussel)
Lineage: Eukaryota; Metazoa; Mollusca; Bivalvia; Mytilida; Mytilidae
Exons: 41
Coding region: 176-4132 (1318 amino acids)
Biological process (GO): phosphorylation
Molecular function (GO): ATP binding; kinase activity
Source: RefSeq, a predicted model, not a curated record